CCGGAAGUUACAAGUCGGAAGCCAACUUCACUGUCAUGUAGAGUGCAGCCAUGUCUAACGUCUAAACGAACGAGCUGAAACUUCUUUUACUUAAAAACACAGUCAUUUUUGUUAACGGUGUAAGACAUGGGAGUGUUUUUACUACGGCGGUGGAUCUCUCCUUGAGAAACAAAGAUCAUACCAGCAGUCAAACAUUUGGUGGUGAUAAGUGUGAUGUUUCUUAUCAGGUGAGGUGACGUCAUGAUCCUGGUUCCCUGCACCAGCUGAAGACUGACACGAUUCACCACAAAGCUGCUGUCACUAUGGGGACAACGACAAGCGAGCCGUGUAUCUACGACAAACUGUCUGAGAGCAUCGAUAUCCUCCGUCAGUCGGGAUACCGCUACGGCAUGUCAGAGAGAGAGAUCGAGAGGUUCAUCAAGCAGAUUUUGGAGACCAACGAGCCCAGAAGAGAGCCUCCACAAUUUCCCAUUCUUAGAGCCACCAUUAAGUUUCUGGUGGCUGUGGGCUUCCUGCUGGUGGUGGUGCUGGCCUUCACCUACCCGAAGAGUUCCCCCCAGCUGGGACUGGUAAAUCUGGGCUGUUGCAACUGGUCGUCCCCUCUCAGCCAUGUCCGCCUGCUCUCCCUUCCUAUUGCCAAGAAGUACAACCUCCAAGGUUUUCAUGAAUGGUGGAGUGCUGGUUCUCUCCGGCAGAGUCUGGUUAACUGUUCAGGAUGUGCAGAGAUCUCCUCGGUGCUGGAAGUCCCAGAAAGCCUCAGGGGGACUGUGACUCUACGACGGGGACCACAGCUGGUCCUGCUGAAGGGCGGGGAGUCCCUCAGCAUCCAGCGGCAGCAGCUCGAGGAGCUCUACUUGGCCCAUUCAGGAUCCAUGUCAAUUCUGCUGGAGGAGGAAGACGGCCUGCAUAGCGACAACCUCGGCCUCCCUCAGGGACCUGCCAACUUCACCCUGCUCUGGAGGUUCAGUUCUGGAACCAGGGAAAAGGUGUUGAGGUGGCUCUUCCCAAAGGCGGAGCUCUGCCCCCUGCUGGAAAGUUCUGGGACCAUCCUGCAGCGCUGCCUGGUCACCCAUAGCACAAACUCUCAGAGCAAGGGUAUCAGGGUGCUGGGAUGGCUGGUGGUGGGAGAGGGGCUGCCAACAGUUCGAGUUGUGCCUGUUGAGCGGUGCCAGAAACACUGUAGCUCCUUCAACCUUUGGCUUUCGCCUGGAGACAUGGUGUAUGCUGACCCUCGAUACUGGCAGAUGGAGCUGUUCCCUGGACGUGGCCAGAACAUCAUCUGUGACGGCACGACCUUUUAGCCUUCAGACUGACAGAGUUCAGGACUUGGAUGUGACACACGAAGCACCUCUAAAUGUUUGUGUCUGGAGCUUGUUGGCCUCUUUGUGCCCAUUCUCUGCCCAUCGUUGCCUUAUAACACCGAUGAUGUUUUGUUUUAUAGCAUCUUUCUGGUUUGAUAAUCCUCUAACAACUGAACACAAAGAGGUCAGGUGGAGGAAAAAAAAAAAAAGAACUUCCUGCCAGGUCCUGUAAGAGUGAAGGUCAGAGUAAUAAAUAAAGACUUGUUCUUUAGCUGAAGGGCUGAAAACGAUCUGUGCUCGUGCCACAGCUUCUAGCUAAUUUUAUUGCAAAAUAAUCUUAGAAAUGAUAGGGUGUGUCACUACUUAAGAAGGUAAUAACACUGGUCCCGGACCGAGGAAUCAUCUACAUCCUGUUCAGUGACUUAAAAGUACUUUUGUUGCAUUCAGAUCCACCCCCAGUGGAAGAAUAAAAACAAGUGAGAUUAAGAACGAGUACAUUGGUUUGUAUGUUUUUCUAUUAAGUUCCACAGCCAGAAAAUGUCUUCAUAGGAGCUGACUGACCAUUAAUUUGCAGACCCUACAAUCAGGCAAGCUCAUCUUGGUAUGAUUGCAUCUAUAAUUCAUUAAUGCAAUUAAUUUGGUCCUAAUCAUUUACGCUGGUAUGAAAAAAGAGCUUUAAACAGUCCUGCCAGUUGAGCUCCAAACCAUAUUUUCGUGUUCAUGAUGCAGAGUUUCUACCUGCAUAAAAAUGUGGUUCAGUUUGUUACUGAUGCAAAACCAAAUUCUCUAGAUUUUCACACAGGUAUCAUCUUACCACGUCAGACACAUCCACCCAUGAACAUUUACCAGCUUAUGAAAUGCACAUGCAGCUUCACCUCCUGAGCCGAUUUUCAUUUAAAGGGCCAGUUCAAGUUUUCUUUCUUGCAGUUUUUGCUUGCAGGUUACGUCCAAAUAUGGCUGCAAUUUUGUUGUAACAGCUUACAAUGUAAGUUAUCUACAUUGUUAUUUACAUAAAUUCAGAAUUAAACAUUACAUUGAACAAAUAGAAAGGAAAAGUAUUGUGCUGUUUAAUCACAAAUCAAAAGCAGACUAUAUUCUGUAAUUAGGAUAGAGCUUUUAAAUGUAAAAUGACUCUGUAAAAAUGGUAAAGCCCUACUGAUUCCAAGUUAUGGCUCUUGUGAGUUUGUCUGAUGGGUUAUCCUGGAGAACCUGUAUGUGGAACUUUCUUUUACCCUCUUGGGCAGAGGCAGAAAUGAGAACCGACCUUCUGACAACGCCACACCGCCGCAAGAAGGAAGCGUUUUAAUUUCCAGUGUUUUACAAAGCUACUUUCAGCGUGGCUAUUUAUUGUUCUGACUAUACAUGUCAAAUCUUUGACUUUAAUAGAAAUAUAUUGUAAUAUAUAUUUAUUACUGUUUCAGGACAAAGUGACAGCAGAGGAUAUUUUGUAUGUAUGAUCAAGAAAUAAAACUCUGAAUCAUGUUGAAUCUGUGUGCCAAACAGAAGUAUGCAUUUUAAAGUGAAAGUUCACACAGCUAAAAAAAUUCUGCAUAGAGAGGAAAUAGUUUUAUGACAAAAUAAAAAUAUUCAGCUUC
This is a messenger RNA of Girardinichthys multiradiatus, 2896 nucleotides long. RefSeq names its product chromosome 20 C6orf89 homolog (gene c20h6orf89). Gene Ontology annotation, cellular component: nucleolus; Golgi membrane. The record is from RefSeq and is a predicted model, not a curated record. NCBI's taxonomy places the organism in Eukaryota, Metazoa, Chordata, Actinopteri, Cyprinodontiformes, Goodeidae. Bases 303 to 1301 code for a protein of 332 amino acids. The transcript has 9 exons.